This is a messenger RNA of Malurus melanocephalus (red-backed fairy wren), 1351 nucleotides long. It is a transcript of the gene PLA2G12B, whose product is annotated as phospholipase A2 group XIIB. Lineage: Eukaryota; Metazoa; Chordata; Aves; Passeriformes; Maluridae. Gene Ontology annotation, cellular component: extracellular region. The record is from RefSeq and is a predicted model, not a curated record. Gene Ontology annotation, molecular function: A2-type glycerophospholipase activity; calcium ion binding. Bases 124 to 732 code for a protein of 202 amino acids. The transcript is spliced from 4 exons. Gene Ontology annotation, biological process: arachidonate secretion; triglyceride homeostasis; lipid catabolic process.
GGCUCCCCGGGCAGCGUUUAAAGUCCGGGCAGAGGGGAGCUCGCUGACUCCGGCACUCGGCAGCUCGUCCCGUUCCUCCGUGCCCCUCAGCCUGCCCGGGGGCUCCGGGGCCGGGACCGCAGCAUGCGGCUGCUUCUGGAGGCAGCGCUCCUGUGCCUGACCCUGCGCUUGGGACACUGCUCCGAGGAGGUGGCACAGGACAAUGCCGGCCACCAGGACACCGCGGCAGAGUCCUCCUAUUCCGACUGGGGCAUCGACACCAUCCGCGACGGCUUUGAAACCGUCAACAGCUACUUCGACUCCUUCCUGGAACUGCUUGGGGGCAAGAAUGGAGUGUGUCAGUACCGAUGUCGAUACGGGAAGGCUCCCAUGCCGCGGCCUCACUACAAACCCCAAGAACCCAACGGCUGCAGCUCCCAUUUUCUGGGGCUCAAGGUACCCGAAAGUCUGGAUUUGGGCAUCCCUGCCAUGACCAAGUGCUGUAACCAGCUGGAUGUUUGUUACGACACCUGCGGGGCCAACAAAUACCGCUGCGACGCCAAGUUCCGCUGGUGCCUCCACUCCAUCUGCUCCGACCUCAAGCGCAGCCUGGGCUUCGUCUCCAAGGUGCAAGCCUGUGAAUCCAUGGCAGACACGGUGUUCAAUGCUGUCUGGACCCUGGGCUGCCGGCCCUUCAUGAACAGCCAGAGGAGCGCCUGCAUUUGCAGCGAGGAGGAGCGGGAUGAACUGUGAGCAAGAGCAGCCUCCUGCUCUCCRUGAGCUGCUGCCAGCGUCCCCUCUCCAGCACAGUGACUCCAGCACGGGAUGGGGCWCCUGGGCACAGCCCCUGGGCAGAGCAGACACAGCCUGUGAACACAGGGCAGCUGUGCAGCCCCACUGCCCCUUUCCAAGUCCACCAGCCAGAAGGACCCGAUACCAGUUCUCUCYUUGGACUGAUCAGGAGAGGCAAGCAGGGUGCAGUGCUGGUUAUAAACAAGGGGCUUGACCUUAAACAAACACUAUUACCUCCCCCCACUCUCUAACUCUCUAAUUUGCAGUGCAAGGCAUUAGGUUUCUGCAAGGCCUGUGAAAUUCCCAGUCCAUGGAUAAGCUAUUUACAUUCUUGCAGCACCGGUGAUAGACUGAAGAGGGGUAAUUUGCUUUCAGUAUGUUGCUCACRCCCAUCCCUGACAUUUGCCAUCCUGUCAUUACACACCCUGACAACCYUGCAUAUUUAACUACUUGGUUCCUAAAAUGUUUUAAAAUAUCUGGAGAUUUGGUAAGCAGAAGAAGGGCUUCAGGUGUUUGUGGUACACAAAUGAUAUCUGGGACCAAAGCCACUUAACAGAUGUGAAAUCACAGCCCUCUCCCC